This is a messenger RNA of Entelurus aequoreus (snake pipefish), 5133 nucleotides long. Its product is annotated as ETS domain-containing protein Elk-1-like. The record is from RefSeq and is a predicted model, not a curated record. Lineage: Eukaryota; Metazoa; Chordata; Actinopteri; Syngnathiformes; Syngnathidae. Gene Ontology annotation, cellular component: nucleus. The coding region runs from base 826 to 2469 and encodes 547 amino acids. Gene Ontology annotation, molecular function: sequence-specific DNA binding; DNA-binding transcription factor activity, RNA polymerase II-specific. Gene Ontology annotation, biological process: cell differentiation; regulation of transcription by RNA polymerase II. The transcript has 11 exons.
AAAAAAAGUGAGGAGGCGUUCUCCCAAACAGGAAGGCGCCUAGAAAAAACAACAACGGAGCCAUCCGAUUGUUGUUUAUUGAUGGCGGAACACGAGUAAACAAGCGGGAAGAUUCUUCAAAGCGGUUCCGGGCGCUUCCGGGAGAGUUUGGAAGGCUCUCGGUUGAACUCCGUGGCUGCAGCCCGCGGUGGCUGCGGUGUUGCUGGGGCUGACGCACACUCGAGAGGCGGGGGAGCUGUCACCGAGCUAAGCUAGUUAGCUUAGUUUAGCGAACACUCGUCUUUAAAACCACUUCUGGUCCGGCGGACGUUCGCAUGUCGGAUCCACCGGAAGGACAUUUUGACGAAGUCUAGUUAGCAUAGCAGCUAGUUAGCACUUGUCAACACGUUGGGGACGCGCUGAGGGAAAACAACAACAUGUCGAUUGACACGCUCACACUAAAGUGUGAAAAAACGCAACACUGACAUUUUCUUUAGCACACAAUUAAGCCCUCACACGUCUUUUCAUUUAUUGUUUUCGUUCACAUCAUUUAAAGUUUACUUGUAAUUCGGGUGUUAGCAUGGAGGCUGCAUACCCGGGCAGCAGCGCCUCGGAGCGGUUACGUAACAGCCGCAAGCUGCCGCUCUGACAGCUGCAAACACACACACACACACACACAUAUAUAUAUAUAUAUAUAUAUAUAUGUAUAUAUAUAUAUAUAAAUCUUAAAUAUAUAUAUAUUUAUAUAUACACAUAAAACACAAAGAGCGAGCACAACAAGAAGAGGAAUAACAACAUGGAGGAGCUGUGAGAGCGCUGGUGCACAUUAAUAACAUUUUCAUCGAGAUGGAUUCUAAUCCCCUCAUUAACGCCAUGGACCCGUCCAUCACGCUCUGGCAGUUUUUGCUCCACCUGCUGGACGACCAGCGCCAGCGUCACCUGAUCUCGUGGACGGGCGAGGACGGCGAGUUCAAGCUGCUGGACGCGGAGGAAGUGGCCCGCCUGUGGGGGCUCCGCAAGAACAAACACAACAUGAACUACGACAAACUCAGCCGCGCGCUGCGUUACUACUACGACAAGAACAUCAUCAAGAAGGUGAGCGGACAAAAGUUUGUGUACAAGUUCGUCAGCCAGCCCGACCCCUCCCUGCCUGACGGGACGCGCACCCCGGAAGAAGGCCAGAGGAGGGACAACGUGGAUGCCAAUGGCCAAUCGAAAGGGGGUGGGGCGUUGAGCUGUCUGUCAAAGGGCAUAGCACAGAAGUCGUCGCCCGGCGGCUCCUACAAAAGUUCCCGUAACGACUACAUGAAGUCUGGCCUCUACUCCACCUUCACCAUCCAAUCGCUGCAGGCCCCGCCGAACCCUCGACCGGUCAAAGCGGAGCUGAUGCUGGACCCCGCCCCCAGAGAGGUUUCCUCGCCGCCAGUAGGUGCUGGCGUCGAUCCUUCUCGCCAGGUGAUCGUCACUCAUGCUUCGCCAUGUUCCACACCUGUUGUCAACCAACCCCAGCCAGCCAACACCCCCAGCCAAUCACAGAACCCGUCUGGCCCCCCGCUGGGUGACCCUCCUCACAUUUACCUCACCAGCGUCAGCGACCCCUCCUCCCUCACGCCGCUCAUCCCCAUAGGUUCCGUCGGGGGCGCCGUGAGUCCCGUACCGCCACAGCCAGACGGCGGCGGCAUGGCUAGCGUUGCCAGUUUCCCUCCCCAUCCCAACCCCGCCCCUCACCCAACUCACUCCCCGCCCGUCUUCGUUAUCAUCAACCCCCCUUCCUCGCAGCAGGCCGCUGUGGCGUCCGCACCCCCCUCUGUCGCCCCGCCUCCAGCACGACCGCCCCUGCCCCCCAUUGUCAUCAAGGAGGAGACCCUGCCGUUGGAGGAGGACCUCCUGGAGAUAGUAACCAUGGAGGAGAAGCAGGUGGAGGAGGUUCCUCAGCUCAUUUGUGGCCCGGGUGGACCACAGCCUCAGCUCGCCAUCAUAGAAGCCACGCCCCCUCCAAGCAUCGAUGCCGAGGUCAGAGAUCAGCAUUCGGGAGGCGAGGAAAAGGACACGCCAACAGACCCAUCCGUGUCUGCGGUGACGUCAUCGACGCCACUGGCGGCGGCGAGGUCGGCUUCAGACGUGGUUCCUCCCAAACCGAAGAAGCCCCGAGGCUUGGAGCUGCCGUCCUCCCCCUCCCUACCCCCCGGCCUCUCCCUAGACAAGUUCAACGCCGCCGUCAACAGUCUGCUGGCGCCCGGCUCGGCCGCCAACACGCUGACGCCCGGCGUCAUCACCUCGCACGCCCUGACGCCCGUCCUGUUGACCCCCAGCCCGCUUCCGUCCACCAUCCACUUCUGGAGCACGCUCAGUCCCAUCGCUCCCCGCUCGCCCGCCAAGCUCUCUUUCCAGUUCCCCACGAACGGCAGUAACCAGAUGCACAUCCCGGCGCUGAGCGUGGACGGACUGUCCACCCCCGUGGUGCUGUCCCCCGGUCCCCAGAAACCCUGAACCUUCCUGGCCUCUUGUUUGCUCUCCACGCCAGGCUCCCAAGAUGGCGCCCUCACAGUCAUGGCUAGCUUGGAGGACCUCAAGUACGACACUCCGCCUCCUGCUCAUUAAUAUUCAUGAGGAAGAAGGGAAGUCAGACGUUUAUUUAUUUCCACUUCCUGAUUUUGGCGGCCAUUUUGGAGGAUGGUUUUCUUCUAAUGUUAAUGAGCGCCAUGUUUUCCUGGAAGGUGAGUGCACCUUUCAAACUUUUUGACUUAUUUCAUUUUACAUUCCUUGGAACUUAACGAGGACAUUCCUCGUUUCAUUCCGUUCGAGGAGGUUCGCAUCCCUCGCGCCGCCUUCGUCCUUGAAUAAAUUACGUGUACGUGCAGAUGGGACACGCCUACUGGACCUCAGCGCAAUGACGCGCAGAAAAAAGAAAACCCUGCUGUUGACAGUGUCCCUGAAUGCAUCGCGACCUGGACAUGGCAGCAACACAGUCAGUGUGUUGUUAUUUUCAUGCUCUGUGGUUUCCAUGGCAACCUGACAUUGACUGUUGUGUUUCUAUGCUUGUGCACAUGACACACAUCUUUGGACACACAGUUGUUGUGUCUUUUUGUUAAUUUUGAAGGGAGAUAAUUAUCGAUCCCCUCUACCCCUCCCCCGACAAAUGAUGAUUGGCUGCCAAAGAUGUUCCGUUAGAGGGAAGUGCCACUCCGAAAAUCUCGGCGAGCGACACGUCGCCCCGUAAACGCAGCACCUAAGCCAUCGUAUUCGACUGUUUCUAUUUUUCUAGCAGAGAGCCGCUGCUUUAUUUUGUCUAAGUAAAAGAACGAGCGAAAGAGAAAAAAAAGCCUUAAAGACGCUCUUAAAAGUCGUCUUUCCCAGUGGGCGUGGCCUACACAAAGCCAUUUGUCGUUGGAACGCUUUCCUCUCACCAGCAGAACAGGAAGAAUGUUUUUAUAUGGAGGAUAAAGUCCAGUCAGCCUCUCCAGGGACCGCUGCCACCCGAGAGACCACGUUUCCUGUCAGACUUUCACAAUAAGAGCUUUUUGUGUACAAAGUUGAGUAUUGUGUAUCAAGUUGUGUCAAGUCAGAGUCUCUUUGGCCCCGCCCUUCUUUACCUGCCAUUGGCUGAGGAGUUUAUUGAUGUAAAGGGGCGGGGCCUGACUUUAUUUUUCUUAUUGGUAUUUACUGGAAACAUAAAGAAAACAAUAUUUUUUAUUGAUGUUUUUUUUCCCUCUGGUGUUUGUUAAUGUUAAGAGUGUCCAAAUUGUUUCCACUGAGGGCCGCACACUAAAAAAUGAACGCAUGCAAGGGCCAUUUUGUUAUUUUUCAUUUCCAAAACAAAACAACAUAUAGAUUUGUUUUAACCUUUAGGGCUCCCCUCAAGUUUGGAUAUCAGUCAUAAAAAUCACUUGAAUCUCUCCAUCAACUUCAGAUCGACCUAUCAAUAUAAAGUUAGUACAUUUUUCAAUAUUUUAUGCCCUUUUUGUUCAAGAAAACCCUGUUUUUCAUGGCAAAAACACAAAAUAUGUAAUAUUUCCCCCAAAAAGAUAUUUGAUGUGAUGUACUUGGAUCCUUAAAUCGAUAAAUAUUUCGUAACAACAUUGAUUUGGAUUCCUGACUAUUUUUUGAGAAAUGACAGUUUAGAAAAAAAAAUCCCGCUAAAAUUUUUACGGAUCCAAAAGGGUCCCACUCAUAAAAUAGUUAAUAAAAAGUCAUACAUUAUUUAUUUAUUUUUACUUUAAACCCUUAAAUAUCUAGAUCAACUUGAGAUAAAUCCCAAAUUUUUAAAAAUUAUUAUUAUUAUUUUGGUUUGAUUUAUUUUUGUCAUGAAACACACAAAUACAAAAUGUUUUAUAUUUUUCUAUUCAAAAAUGACAAAGUGGAAUAUUUGACAUGAAGUAAUUGGAACCUUUAAUAGGUCAAUAAUUCAUAACAAUAUUGAUUUUGAUGCAUUGUUAUUUUUUAAGCAAUGAGUUUAAAAAAACAAAUCCAGUAAUAUCCUCAGGGAUCCACAAGGGUCUCACUCAUAAAAGUCCUACUUUUUUUAAAUUCCAACCCUUAAAUCUCUAGAUCAACUUCAGAUUUAUCUGUCAAAAGUUUUUUUUUUUUUUUUUUUAAAUGUUUUUUUUGUGUCUAUUCCCUUUUUAUCUUAGGAAACAUAGUUUUUUUUGUGGCAAACACAAAAUGUGCAAUAUUUUUUCCCAAAAUAUUUUUUCUAAAUGUAAUAUUUGAAAUAAUUUGAGCCUUAAAAUGAUAAAUAAUUCAUAACAACAUUGAUUUUGAUUCCUUAUUUUUUAUUUUAGAAAUGACAGAUCAGGAAAAAAAAAUACCACUAAAAUUCUCAAGGACCCAAAAGGGUCCCACUCAUAAAAAUAAGUUAUGUUUUUUGUUUUGUUAUAAUAUCUUAUGUCAUAGAACACUUUGUUUUUGUAUGGCAAACACACAAAAUAUGUAAUAUUUCCCCCAAAAAAAAUUUCAAAGUGGAAUAUCUGACGUGAAGUGAUUGGAGACUUUAAUAGGUCAAUAAUUCAUAUCAACAUUUGAUUUUGAUGCAUUAUUAUUAGUAAAUCCAAUAACAUUCUCAGGGAUCCAAAAGGGUCCCACUUAUAAGUCAUAAAACAUUUUUUUACUUUCAACCCUUAAAUCUCUAAAUAAACUUCAGAUAUAUUCGGUGAC